AAAAAAAUUUUGCUUUGCUAUUUCCAUUCAUGUUCCAUUGUACAUCACAUUUCAUAGGCUAUUAUUUCCUAUUACCACUCAUAUAUCAUUUCUACAAAUAUCCACAAAUAACAAUUUUUGCCCAAAUGGAUUUUCCACCACCGGACUUUUUCGCCGGCGUUUCCGACGGAAGACCAUCUCCGACCCGGAGAGAACUACAAGGUCCUCGUCCAGCUCCUCUUAAAGUCAACAAAGAUUCCUACAAGAUCAAAAAACCUCCGGUCGCUCCUCCGCCGCAUCCUCCACCACAUACCGCCGCGGUAGCCCCGGCGGCAACGACCCAAAACCCCCAAACGGUGAUUAUCUACGCUGUUUCGCCGAAAGUGUAUCACACGACGGUUAGUGACUUUAUGAGUGUUGUACAAAGACUUACUGGAUCUACUACUUCCUCGAUGGAAACAUCGACAUCUGGGUCGGGUUCGGGUUCGGGUUCUGGUGAUGGGAAUUUAUCGCCGGCGGCGAAAUUGGCAUCUAUGGAAAAAGCUAGUAGUCCAUCUACUACUGUUCCUCCGCCUGCUGCUGCUGCUGUUGGUAUGGAAAGUUUUGAUUCGAUGGAUAUUUUGGAUAUACUCGGAAAUUCAAGCGUAGAAAUGUGUCAGAUCCCGGGGAUUUUAUCGCCGGCGCCGGCGACUUUACCGCCAGUAUCGCCGCCGGGAUUAUUUUCUCCGUUUCCGACGGAUCCGUUUAUGAUUAUGUUAAGUCCAAGUCCGUCAACGUUGUUUUCAGCUCCGUUGAUUUCGCCGUCUCCGUCAGCUUCUGAUCUAUUCCAUCCAUUCUUUGACUUUUAGGUAGUUAAUUUAAUUUUUUUUAUUUUACUUUAUAAAAAAAAAAUUAUUUUUAUUUUGGAGGUUCAAGUAAAAUUAAUGUAAUUUUUUAGAAUAUGAUGAGGUUUAACUUUUUCAUUUUAUUUGCUCAUAAAAACAUUGUUGUUUGUACAAUAAUGUAAAUUUUUCCACAAUUUUAGUGGGGAUUCAAUGACAAUUGUAUCAUAGUUGAAAAUUUUCUUUUAUGUUCACAUUGUAGCUUUCCAAUUGGGAGCUUAGUUGGUUUAGCAAA
Solanum pennellii is the source of this 1095-nucleotide messenger RNA. Its product is annotated as protein MKS1. The coding region runs from base 30 to 827 and encodes 265 amino acids. The record is from RefSeq and is a predicted model, not a curated record. The transcript has a single exon. NCBI's taxonomy places the organism in Eukaryota, Viridiplantae, Streptophyta, Magnoliopsida, Solanales, Solanaceae. Gene Ontology annotation, cellular component: nucleus.